Messenger RNA from Cololabis saira (Pacific saury), 2158 nucleotides. RefSeq names its product growth hormone regulated TBC protein 1a (gene grtp1a). The record is from RefSeq and is a predicted model, not a curated record. NCBI's taxonomy places the organism in Eukaryota, Metazoa, Chordata, Actinopteri, Beloniformes, Belonidae. The transcript has 8 exons. Bases 531 to 1577 code for a protein of 348 amino acids.
UGGUGAGGCGUGUGUCCCGGGACGUCACGCGUCCCAAAUCUCCCCCGGAGGACACACACCGGAGCGGAGGAGUGGAUUUACUGAAUAACCCUCCGGACUAUUAUAUGGUGCACAUCGCACUUGUAAAGUGUAGUUUUGUAAAGCUCUGCGGGAAAGUUGACUACAACGAGGAGCCUGCAGCAGCUGCAGCAGCAGGUGCUUCUGGAUGGCUGUAAAGUUCGAGGGAAACAACCUCUCAACGUGGCUCGCUUAGACACCGAUACUACAUUUUAAGAAUCGACUUAAAACGAUUUAUAGAUUUGGCAAAAAAAAAAAAAGGAAAAAAAAAGAUGUUUCCCGGAGCUUUCCCUUUUCGAGAUUGGCAGGUUUAAUCCCUGGAGAGAAUCAGCAACUCAGCAAGCAGACAUGGAGAAAGUGAGCGCUCAAGGGAGUUUUUCCAUCAUGUAACCUGUUAAACUGCGUGGAGAAAAGUGCAUGGGUGAAACUUACCCGUAAUCAAGCCCUGAAGCUUCACUAAAGCAACAGACACGAUGGAAAAGAAGAGCAUGUCUAUCAACGGGACCGACACUCGGGCCAAGGACAGAAUAGACAGAGUGGACCCUUAUGGCUUUGAGAGACCAGAAGACUUUGAUUAUGAGUCAUAUGAGGAGCUCAUGUCUGACUAUCUGGUUGUGCUCACCCGACGAGCCAUUAAGUGGUCCAAACUACUGAAGGGUAAAAGAAAAGUGCAGAAGAAUGUCAAAUUAAAACGAUACGUACGCAAGGGGAUUCCCAAUGAGCACAGGGCUUUCAUCUGGAUGGCAGCCAGUGGGGCUCAGGACCAGCUUGAGAAGAAUUCAGGAUACUACCAGUCCCUGUUGGUGGCCCAGCAUGACUCCAAACUAAUGGAGACCAUCAAAACAGAUCUGAACAGAACAUUUCCAGACAAUGUCCAUUUCCGCAAGAGAUCCACUCCAUGUCUGCAGAAAGCCUUGUACAAUGUGCUGCUGGCUUAUGGUACUCACAAUCCAGCAGUGGGGUAUUGCCAGGGUAUGAACUUCGUAGCGGGGUAUUUACUUAUCAUCACAAAAGACGAAGAGAAAUCCUUCUGGCUGAUGGAUGCAUUACUUGGUAGAAUUUUACCAGACUACUACAGUCCAGCCAUGCUGGGGCUUAAAACUGACCAGGAGGCGUUAGGGGAAAUGGUGAAAGUUAAAAUCCCCCAAGUCUGGCAGGUUAUGCUGAACCAUAAUGUGAUGUGGACCCUCGUAGUCUCCCGAUGGUUCAUCUGUCUUUACAUUGACGUUCUGCCUGUAGAAACGGUUCUGCGGAUUUGGGACUGCCUCUUUUAUGAAGGCUCUAAAAUCCUCUUCCGUGUUGCGCUGACGCUGAUCCACCACAAUCAGGCUCUGAUUGAACAGGCCCAGUCCCUGCCAGACGUUUGUGACAGCUUCAAACGGAUAACCCAUGGACCAUUUGUUGACGAAUGUCACACAUUCUUGCAGACUAUCUUCACUGAACCAGGAAGCCUCUCCAUGGCAACCUUGACUAAGCUGCGAGCUACAUGUCGAGCUCGAAUUGUUGCAGAAGAAACCUGAUGUGAUCUUGUUGCUCAGUCGAUACACAUUCCAAUGGGAUGAUCACCCAGCUGCUUCUUUGCACCUAUUUAUCUUUUAAACUGUCAUUAUGACAACUACACACUGUAAACUUGGAACUUUAAUCUUAAGACAAUCAUGAAGCCUGGGGAUAUCCUUAGCAAUGUGCUGUAUGAGCUAAUGAUUCCAUUUGAAAUUAACAUGUAGUUUGCUUUAAGUGAUUUAGUUAAAAUGAGCAAUUUUGCACUUUAGUCCAGAAUGUUAGAAAUGUAAGUAGAGAAGUCUUGUAAUUUCCAAGGUAAGAUACAUUUUUAUGUACUAAAAACACAGCCAAGAAGGUCGUGUCUAAUAUGUUCCACAUCAUUCUCAUGAAUAUCACAAAAACUAAUGGUUUUGGGGUAAGAGAAGAGUUGGGUGACUCAAUCGAGGAUGCUGUUAUAAUUUCAGUUUGAAUUACUGGGGCUGUCAUUUUUUUAUUUUUUGAAAAACGAAAAUAUCUGUUGCAUGUAGUUAGUUGUGUUUUGGUGUUGCAGACUGAAAAGACAAGUUCACUGUGGUGAAACAAUACAGACACAACGCCAGGA